This is a messenger RNA of Phycodurus eques (leafy seadragon), 8033 nucleotides long. Its product is annotated as supervillin-like. NCBI's taxonomy places the organism in Eukaryota, Metazoa, Chordata, Actinopteri, Syngnathiformes, Syngnathidae. Gene Ontology annotation, cellular component: cytoplasm; actin cytoskeleton. Gene Ontology annotation, biological process: cytoskeleton organization; actin filament severing; barbed-end actin filament capping. The record is from RefSeq and is a predicted model, not a curated record. The transcript is spliced from 39 exons. The coding region runs from base 169 to 7653 and encodes 2494 amino acids. Gene Ontology annotation, molecular function: phosphatidylinositol-4,5-bisphosphate binding; actin filament binding.
UACCAUGUCAACCAUGUGCAGCACUGCGGCACAGGUAUGGCCUGGUGGUAACCAGGUGACCUCUUUUCCGUGGACGUGUAAUCAAUUGGGACCUAAAUUUGCAUCAAUGGAAAAUAUUGAUACAGUGUUGUAUCGUAUCGUGGUACAGAAGUGACAGACAAGUGUCAAAUGUUCAUAUUUUUACACAAGACCCCAGUGCUCGAAACCUUGUUUUCAGGAUUUGGAUCGGAAGCGCUGGGCAAACUUUGCACCUCGACAUCAUUGCCAACAGAAGCCUUAAGUUUUCAGAGUGAUUUCUCCCUGCGUGACAAGACCGCGCUGGUCAAGAGUGUUUCGGAUACGGAUGCCAAACACCUGGUGGUACUUCCAAAGGUUUCAGAGUUGACGAAAUACUUCGAAGGAGGUCUUCCGGCAGAUUUCGAGAUGAACAGGAAGGAGAGGAUUGCCCGGCGUCUGGAAGGAAUUGAAAGUGACGCACCACCAGCCCUGCUGCCUGGCGGCUUGGUCGCCAAUAGAAUGCUUGAGGAGGACCCGCCUCGGUACACUCGGGCCUCAGACCCCUGUGAACCUUGCGUGAUGGUGAAGCGCUUCAGUCGAGAGGAACUGGACACUCCCCAGAAACCAGUGACAUCUCCGCAACGCCAGGCCAGAGUGGGGGUCAGCCACACGGAGCCGAUGUUGGUGUAUGUCGACCCUGUGACGUUGUCUGCCUCAUCGACGCCUGCUUACGCAUCCCCUGACCCCGCCAGUCUGAGUUCCAAGGCCGAGCGCAUCGCCCGCUACAAGGCCGAGAGACGGCGGCAGCUGUCGGAGCGGUAUGGCGUCCUCCUAGACCAGGAAGUGGAUAUUGAUUACGCUCCACGCUACCGCGCUCGACUCGACCAAGAUGCCACUGCUGACAGACACUUGGCCGGAAGGCGAGACAAACUAGAAACAGAGGCGACAGAUCAUGAAUCUGGGGGCCCGUACCGUGCUGGUGUGGGCAGGGUUUACAUGACGACUCACCCAGACCCUGCACCUGCAGAUUCACCAGUCCCAGUCCACACAAACCAAGCUCCGGUCCCUGCACAAGACAGCAGAUACUCAGAGCGGGAAAGAGCCAUGAACAUGGAAAACUACUGGAGAGGUGGCGCUCAAGAACACGCGUCUCGACCCAGAGCCCAGGAGCACCACGUGCCUCCACCCCAGCAGCAUCAGCAGCAGCAUCAGCAAAAUCCCACUCACCACUACCACAUAGACACAACACAUUCAGAGCCGAAUCCUAAUUUCAGCAGGGACUACAGUGCCGCAGCGGUCCCCAGCUCGCCACGCAGUGCCCGUCGGGCCUCGCUGCCAUCCACCCGCUACGGUAUCUCACCUGGGGAUUUGUUCAUUGAGCAGCAGGCACAGAGCAUCCUCAACAGGCAGGGAAUCAGAGUAAGUGCACAGAGGCCUUCUGAGUGGAGCACAGACAGACACCACAGCAUCAGACACAGGACUCAGGAGAAUCCGCUCUCGCAGGGUCCAGAACCCGGCCAGCACAGAACUGUUCCUCAACCUCAAUCCAGUCCAGGUCACCCUCAGUCUUCUAAAGAGUACCACCCUGCCGUUGACCACCAAAAUUUACACAUGUCCGCAACCAAACUCUCCGGUCCCCCAGAGUUUCCACCACGAAGGCGAGUAAGCGCUGACCAAAUCUACGCCGCCCACAAGGAGGCGAGACUGGAGGCAAGGCUAGAGGCGAGGUUGGAGGCCAGGCAAGCCUCCAAAGAAGAAGUCCACACGGAAGGUCUGCUGAAGAGCCGGAAAGCCGUGUUGCCGUCCGAGAUCCGUCGGCGAGAAAAGACGGUGGAUGAUCCUCCCAGAGGUCAGAGCGAAAACAUGGAGUUGCAGAACUACAGCCCGGAACAGAGGAGAAUGAGUCGAAGAGUCGAGGAAGACUGGGAUUCACCCAGAGAGCGAAGGCGGGAGAGGAACAUGGAGAAGAUCCGAGAGCGAGGCAGGCACCGUCACUCGGGUCACGACACUCAAGAGGACGGAGUGUUUGGAACUGUGCACCCGGAGAAUGCCUCAGAAACCAUUAGCCAUCCAGAGUCACUCAUGUUACAGAAAGAAACCAGAAGAAGUGCUGAGGAAGAGCUUCAAAGACAGGAUCAGUACGACUCCUUAAGGAAGCCUCAGGAGCCCAAAGAAGAACAUGAGCCAAGACAAGAAAGUAGUUUGGAGAGAGUGGAGGAGGCUAAGCAAUAUGAAGUCUCUGAGUCUCAAAGACAGCAGGAAUUGCAGAGGAGCGACUCGGCUGUUUACCUCCGGAAGGGUUCUUUGUUGCCUCAGGCCAAGCACAAAAGCACAGAGGCAGGUGGAGGGCCAAAACCCAAGACGCGAACCCGCUCCAUGUCGGACAUCGGCAUCAGCCAGCAUUCCGUCACCUUCCGGAUGGAGAAGGCCCGGGAGACCUCAUCCAGCCCCUCAGGGCCGGCUAAUGGGGAGAUGGGCACUUUGGACACACGGGUGUCGGUGGCCCAACUGCGACAUUCUUACUUGGAAAAUGCCAACAGGAAGCCUGAGUUUGAAGGCAACCAAUCCCCAGCGAUGGAGGCGGACCCCACGGUGGGCAGCACCGACUCCCGGGUUGACCGGACGGCUCGGAGGCCCCGCCGCUACAUCACACCAGGGGACGGACGCACGUCCGAGAGGUGUCGGACCCAACCCAUCACGUCUGCGGAACGUCUGGAGACCGACAGGUCCCAUCACAGUUCAGCACAGCUGCAGGAUGUUGAAGUGGAUGAAGAAAAACUGGACGAGCGAGCCAAGAUGAGCGUGGCGGCCAAGCGCUCUCUUUUCAGGGAGUUGGAGAAGACUUCAGAGGGCGGGGUUCCCAAGCCUCGCUCUCGAAAUGCCGCCGUGGAACGUCGUCUGAGGAGGGUCCACGACCGCUCGCACACUCAGCCCGUCACCAGCAAGAAGGUGGUCGAUGCCUGCAGUGAGCCUUCUACGUCAUCACUUGCUGUGGGAAGCCAAACCAGCAGUACAACCAGCACCACCAGUUCAACUGUUGUCAGCACUACUGUGACCACGAUCAGCAUCCAAGCAACGGCAGCUAUCCAGGAGAAGGUCCAGGAGACUCAGGACGAUGAAACCCUCAAAGUGGAGGGCGACGACCUAUCCACGCUCAGCUUGGUCGAAAAGAUGGCCCUUUUCAAUCGGCUCGCCCAUCCCGCGGACGAAGCGACGCCGAAGGGUGACACCUCCCGCCAGCGUCGCGCUCUCGCCCGCUUUCAGACGCAGCCCAUUACCCAGGGUGAAGUGGAGCAGGUAAAACACAGCAGCCAAGUCAAACUGGAACCCCUCCCAGCCCCUGUGGUCCGCUCUGUGGCAAUCACCCCCUCCCAAGCCUCUGUUACCAUGGUAACCGUGACGCCUGGUAGCAGCAGCAUCACCUACGAGGGGAGCUCCACCCCCCAACAACAAUUGUUCGGCAAUACUGUGGGCCACCAGGAGAGGGCGUUGCGGUACCUAUCCAUGAACCAGAGCGCAGGGGACACGGGCCAUCCCGACCUCCUCCCCGACAGCUCGGAGCGACCGGGGGUUCUCCUCGUUCCCACCCCCUCUUCCGGCAUUCUUCGCCGGCAGCAGGAGGAGGAGCAUCCUGGCCUGAGAGCCGUCAGAAAUACCAGGGAGGAAAACGCGGAGGAAGGAGGAGGCGGAGGAGGAGGAGGCAGCCAUCACCUGGAAGAAGAGGCAGAAGAGGAAAGCCGCACCCGGAGCCAAGAAGGACUCUCAGAACAACAGGCUCACCCAGCGUCACUGAGACCUGUGAUAACCAAAGUGUCGUCCACGACAACAUCUCACGUGUCAGUAGUCCAGCAGAUCCAUCCUGUCAUCCAGCCUCCCCCAUCUCCGCCCAAACCCUUCCUGCUUCAGACCCCCGCAGAGCCCCUAAAGCCCCAGGUGUACAUCCAGUCAUCCCAGUCCCCACCGACGUAUCCCAAACCGUUCACUCAACCCCAGCAGAGCCAGGCCAAACCUCAGGAACUUCUCCCCAAGCCUUACAUUCAACCGGGCCCCCAGGUGCCUCCGGCGACGCCACCAAAACCUCAGGGCUUCUACCAGGUGCUGGUCAAGUCUCAGUCGCUCCCACUGGAGCACAGCGACAACUACAACAGACUCAGCGUCCAUCAGGGUGAUCUGCUGUCCCCCACGGGUUCUGCAGACCGGCUUCCUUACGGCAUGUCCAGCAAACAGAUGUCCAUCAAAGAGAGAGUGGCCUUGCUGAAGCAGAGCGGCAAGGAGGACUGGAGGAACCGGAUCAACAAGAAACAGGAAGUGGCAAAGGUGGUGUCCACUGAUCAGCUUCAGCAACGGGAGGCGGAGCCGACACAUCAGACCAAGGAGGAAGAGGUGGUCGUCCACGAACAUUCUGCAGUAUGUAUGUCAGAGCAGCUGUGGGAGCCUGUCUUCUCCUCCACUUUCUCUCCUCCUUUCUCCCUCGGACAAAAGUGUCAGUACAUUGACCAUCACGCUCAGGUUCAACUGGGAGGAAAGGACAAGGAGGCCCAGAUGACCAUCGAGGAGAGAAAGCAGAUGAUUUCCAUGCGAGAGGACGCCUGGAAGAGCAAAGGCAAGGGUGUGGCCAAUGACUCCGGGCAGUACACCGUGGCAGCGCGUAUGGUCAAGAAAGGACUUGCCGCCUCCUCCUCGGUCAUUGGGCCAAUCCUCUCGCCCGUCCCCACCAAACUUAAGAGCGGCGCAGCGAUUGUUGGAAAACCUCAGGGGGACAUUGAAGCCAGAGCAGACAUGGAGUCCGAUAAAAAGCUGGACAAGUUGGAGACCUUCUUGGGACGCCUCAACAGUAAAGUGUCCGAGCUGCAGGAGAGCACCCUGACAGUCACCGAGAAGGCAGUGAAGGAGGUUAUGAAGCUGGAUGAUGAGAGCUUCUCCAACUUCUACGGCCGCGUGGCUGAACUCCCCCACGUGCCCUCACGCAUUGAGCUCAGCGAAGACUUCGACGCCAUAUUCGGCUCGCGGCAGGGCUGCGGGAGGCUUACGUCGGCAAUGGUGCGGCAUAAGCGCUCCGUACGUCCGUCCAGGAAUGUGCAGGCCUCCCGCAACCCCGUCAAGAUGCUGGCUGCCCGCCAGGAUAUACGACACGAGUACACUGAGCAGAGGCUCAACGUGGCUCAGCUGGAAAGCAAGAGGAUGUCUUCCGACAAGAUGAUUAAAAGCUCGGAAUAUUCCGACGCGGCUCUGGCGGGUCUGGCCAGUAAGGAGAACUACAGCACCGUGAGUUUGCGCAGUGUCAAUGUCUCGGAGACGCCCACGUCCAACAACAGCGCCCUCCCAUACACGAACCUCAUGCUGCUGCACGUCAAAGGCCGUCGCCACGUUCAGACCAGACUAGUCGAGCCCAGAGCCUCGUCACUGAACAGUGGGGAUUGUUUCCUACUGGUGACGACAAAGCACUGUUUUGUGUGGAUUGGAGAGUUCUCCAAUGUCAUCGAGAGGGCCAAGGCUAUGGAUCUAGCCAUGUUCAUCCAGACCAAGAAAGACUUGGGCUGCAGGGCAACCAAGGUACGGACCAUAGAGGAAGGCGUCCACGUGCAGAGUCCAGAUUCACAAGAGUUUUGGACUAUCCUCGGGGGACAGAGUGCCUACCAAUGUGCCGGCCCACCGGAGGAAGAUGACCGUUUUGAGAACGCCAUCGUAGAGACCAACUGCAUAUUUCGCCUGCUGGAUGAUAAACUGAUGCCUGAUGAUGAGGAAUGGGGGAAGGUCCCUCAUUCCUCCCUGCUGUCAUCUAAAGAGGUGCUGGUGUUGGACUUCGGUAGCGAGGUGUAUGUGUGGCAUGGCAAAGAGGUGACACUGGCCCAGAGGAAGGUGGCUUUCCAGCUGGCCAAACACCUCUGGAACGGCACCUUUGACUAUACCUGUUGCGACAUCAACCCUCUAGACCCUGGAAGCUGCAACAGCCGAAUACCAAGGAAGGGCCAAGGCCGUCCCGACUGGGCGAUAUUCGGCAGGCUGACCGAGCACAACGAGACCAUCUUAUUUAAGGAGAAAUUUGUGGACUGGACCGAAGUUAAGAUGCCGUCAUCACCGACAGAACUGAGCGAGCAGCUCCCAGAACAACAGGCCACAGGGCGAGAGUGCCGGCCAUACGACGCCAGCCUGAUGCUGCCGCUCCUCCAGUCAUCCGUCGGCACCAUCUUGGACGGUGUUAACGUGGGCCGUGGCUAUGGCGCAGUGGAGACAGAGGACCACAUGAGGACUCAGGAAAUCAGCACCGUCUCGGUGGACGUGUGGCACAUCCUGGAGUUUGACUACAGCCGGCUGCCCCGCCAGAGCAUCGGCCAGUUCCACGAAGGUGACGCCUAUGUGGUCAAGUGGAAGUACAUGGCCAGCACGUCAGUGGGACGCAGACACAACCCAGAGGUAAGGAGCACCGGACCCGGCCGAGAGAAAUGUAGCUAUUUCUUCUGGCAAGGCCGACACUCCACUGUUAGUGAGAAAGGAACGUCAGCGUUGAUGACGGUGGAACUGGACGAGGAGAGAGGGGCUCAGGUGCAAGUGCAGCAGGGCAAAGAGCCACCGUGUUUCCUGCAGUGCUUCAACGGCGGUAUGAUUGUCCAUGCUGGAAAACGGGAGGAAGAGGAGGAGAACAUCCAAAGCGAGUGGCGUCUGUACUGCGUGCGUGGCGAGGUGCCAGCCGAGGGCUACCUACUGGAGGUGGCGUGCCACUGCAGCAGCCUGCGCUCCCGAACCUCCAUGAUCCUGCUCAGUGUUGACAAGGCAGCCAUCUACCUGUGGCACGGCUGCAAGACGCAGGCGCACACCCGCGGAGUGGCAAGCGCGGCGGCGCUCAGGAUCAAAGAACAGUGUCCACUGGAAGCCGGACUCCACAGCAGCAGCAAGGUGACCAUCCAGGUGUGUGACGAGGGCAUGGAGCCGCCGGGCUUUUGGGAGGCUCUGGGACACAAAGACAGGAAAGCCUACGACUGCAUGCUGCAAGACCCCGGAAAAUUCAACUUUACUCCGCGGCUCUUCCAGCUGACCAGCACGUCGGGAGAGUUCGUAGCGACCGAGUUCUUCCACCCGUCCCGCACUCCGGACCUUGUGAGCUCGCUACCCUUCCUGCAGGAGGAGCUCUACAAUGCGGCGCAACCGGCGUUGUUCCUGGUAGACAACUUCCACGAGGUCUACCUGUGGCAGGGCUGGUGGCCUCAGGACCGCGAGAGCACCGGAUCGGCUCACAUGCGCUGGGAUGUGGACAGGAAGUGCGCCAUGGAGACCGUGCUGCAGUACUGCAAAGAGAAGAGUAACAGGAAGCCUCAGAAGUCCUACCUGAUCCAUGCCGGCCUGGAACCGCUCACCUUCACCAACGUGUUCCCCAGCUGGGAGCACCGCGAGGAUGUGGCCGAGAUCUCAGAGAGGGAGGCGGAGGUGUGCAACCAGAUCAUCCUGGUGGAGGACGUGCUGGCCCGGCUCAGUCGGAACACCUACCCGCUGGACCAACUGCGGGCCCGGCCGCUCCCGGAGGGUGUGGACCCGCUGCGCCUGGAGAUCUACUUGUCAGACUGUGACUUUGAGGAGGCUUUGGAGAUGAAGAGAGAUGAGUACGAACGUCUACCAGGGUGGAAACAGGUCAACUUGAAGAAGGCUAAAGGACUGUUUUAAGCACGUUGGAUUGAAGAUGGAAUGAGAAAAGCACAAAAAGAGAGAAAUAGACAGAUGCAGAUACACUGGAUAAGGACGUGAGGACUUGAGAGUCACUUCCUGUUCUGUGUCAGGAAAUCCCAACACCAACACCAAGCGUGUUGGUUUUCGUGGACUCGACACCACGUUGCUCAGUUACAAGUGUGCACUUUUGGCAUAAGUGUUGUAAUGUAAAGGUUUGAUUUUGAAUGAUGUAUAGUGCCUUUGCUUAUUUGUUUUGUGUACAGUUUAUACAAAGACAUACUAGUGUGAUAUCUCUUUGGCAUAAAACACAUUGUGACUCCAAAAAUGGAGUCAUCUUGUGUCUCCUGCUUAAUAAACGAAACCACUUUCGAAGCCCA